AUGGACGCCCACAAUAGCACUAUCGUGACGAUCCAUAUCCCCCGCCUCGGCGACGUACAGGUCGAAACAUCGCAGGAACUGGUCGUACAGGACGUCGUCGACCUCGCUUUGAUCGAAGCUGAGGAGGAGUAUGGAGAAGAGUCUCUCAAGGUUGCGCUUGACAGGGCGGAGGGGACGAAUGAGUGGAAGGGAGCUGUUACGGGGGAGGACUGGACUUUGCUGGAGAUAAGAGCUGCCCGGGGUGUCAAGUGGUGGUCUGAGGCGGACAUCAGCAGCUAUACAGAUGGUCUCCUUGAGCCGACACAGAAACUACCUCUCGAUACCGGCUUUACUCUGAUACAACCUCAGACACCCAUCAUCGUCAUCCUGAUCACCAUCCCGACUAGCAGCUCGCUCGAUCCUCUCAAGACCAGAGUCCCCAUAUCCACAUCUUCGACCUUGUCUCUAAUCCUCUCAGAGCUCGAAAACACCCUCGGCCUCCCGCGCUCGACGGCGGACCUACUAUCUCCCAAUGCUCCCGGAAGAGUCAGCAAAUCGAGUACUGGGUCUUAUGCUGGACAAGGUGCUGCGGGGUCUCCCAAUGAUGUACUUCAGUGGCAAGUGUCCAUGGAACACACGGGCUCUUACACGCAGCUGGCCCUCGAAGCCAACGUAUUUGACUCCCUCAAGCAUUCACAGAACCCAACAAUACAAUUGUCUCUUGACGAAGACUGGCUUCUUAACGGAUCAUCAAGUAAAGGUGGCGGCGAAGAAGGGGCAGAAGCGGAAGGAGGCACAAUCAAGGCGACUGCAGCAGCGCAUGUCGCAGAAUCGCCAAGCUCGAAACGUCGGCUAGCGGGGUUGUUCCAGCCCUUGGUUUCGCAAGCUGCGCCGACGGCUCCUCUGGCUGUCGCGACGCUGCAAGGCGCGAGUGCGACCCAAGAUGGACAUACGGAUGGUGUAACGAACGGGCUAACGGAGGCGAUGGGAGAGACCUUGGGACCAGCAGGAAAGGCCGCUUAUGAUGAAGAUGAAUGGGAGAGGCUACUUAACGACUUGAACCUUCAUGGGGCGAAGCGAGAUGCCAUGAACGCCAUCACACCCUCCCGCAAAGCCCUCAUCCUCUCCCAAAACCGACGCUCGUCCGCAUCCUCGACCACCAGUCCCACUUCCCCAUCAAAUCCCGCGACCUUCUUUUCUCUUUCCGCUGGCACGAAUAUAGGUCUUACAAGGUUGUUACCGCAGUAUACGGGCCCGUCCUUUGCGAGCUAUGAGCACGGGCAGAAGGAGGGGGGCGAGAGUGGAGAAGGAGGAUGGGCGAAGAGGUUUUCUUUGACGAGCUUCAAGGAUUGGACAGCACCUUCGGCACCGCCGGCAGCUGUAGCAGAGGCUCCUGAGUCCACACCGAAGCCAGCACCCGAGACCGCUAAGGAGCCACAUAUAUCUGCCAAGCCUAUGGAGAAACAGGGCACUGGCGGAUUGUGGGCUUGGUGGACAGGGGCGUCCAAGCCGGAGGAUGGUAGUCCUGCUGCUUUCAUCGAAGGGCUCGAACAAAAGAGGCCUCCAAGUGUUCAAGUAAAACAUCUUCUUUCUUUACGUGUAACGCUUUCCACCGCAAAGCUCUCGUGGAUACACCAAUUCCUACAUCUCAAAGGUAUCGUCCAUCUAGGUGCAUUGUUGGAGGGGGCUGCCAAGAAGCAUCUCGAGAAAGGCGAUGUGGAGGAGCAGAUCGUAUGGGAGGCCGUCAAGAGUUUGAGGAUUCUGAUGAACAUUGAUGCUGGAUUCGGCGCCGUACUCGACUAUCCAUCCGUCAUAACCUCCCUGACUCUCAGCCUCCUCACCCCGUCCCCAAAACUUCGAGCUUCCAUCGCCGACCUCUUAUCUGGCCUUACCAUACUAUCCCCAGGAGAAGCCUACCCAGUCAUCCUCGAUGGCCUAUCGGCUCUUGCUCAAUCGACGGGAAAGCUUUCUAGAUUUGCGUGGAUAGUCGAAAGCUUGUCACGUGGUGAUGAGACGGAUUUCGGAGUCUGGGAGUGGAGGAUGGCGGCGGCGGGGUUCAUCUGCGCGUUGAUCCAGGCGAAUGAGGGAUUGGAGGAAAGGUGUGCUUUGAGAGGAGAGUUGAUCCGAUGUGGCUUGUCCGGUGUACUCGAGGUGUUGGAAGACCUAGAACCGCCGGAAGCAUUCCUACUACAGCUCGACGCAUACCAUAUCGAUAGAGAGAACGACGAGGAAGAUCUGCGGCUACUCUACCUUGGUCGUAUCAGAGGCACUAGGGCGUCUGGGGCAGUGGAAGCUUUGCUUGUGGCGCUGGAAGAGUGCGGUGCGGAUGAGAGGGAUGAAGAUGCUGUGGUAGAGGUUGUCGAGCUUCUGGGGCGGGUCGUGGAAAGGUAUGAUGAUGAGGAGCAGAAUGUAGCUGUCAGACGUGUCGCGGACCAGUGCAAGAAGCUUCUAGAUCUCCCUGUUGAUGAUUCUGAUGAACGUCCCGAAAGUGCGCUGCAGAUUGAAAAAGACUUGUCUGAGCGUCGAAGAGAGAAGGAAGGGAGGAGUCUGCUUGAGGCUGAGAAUGAAAUGCUGCGAGGAAGGAUUGAGGAUCUCGAAGGACAGUUGGCUCAGAGCGCGGACGCCCAGGAUCAGCAUGUGCGCUUCCUGUUUGAAUUGUCUUCUCAUAUCGAGACAUCUCCGUCAACAUCCGACGAGGCUACAUCACGGGACAUCCAACAAAGUCUUAUCGACCAUGUCCUUCAGUUGAAGAGCUCCAUGUCAGAUGAUCAAAGUCACCUGACAGAACUUGGCCGACAGCUCACAAAAGCUCAGGAACAAUUAGCAGGAGCCCAGAAGCAGCUAGAGGCCAAGACGUCAGAAGACAAACAAGGUUCUGAGGGACGAUCUUUCGAAGUGGCUGCUCUGAAGCCUGGUCGGACAAAAGCCCGGUCGGCGCUCAAGGUCAAGCUGCCUACGUCCAUACAGAAUGAUGUUCUUCUGUCGCCUCGGCUUCCCUCGCAAACUGAAGGCGCGAUAGGAGCGAGUGAGUCAUCGGGCCAGUCGAUGGUUUUCCCGCCCGUGAUCGUUUCUCCUGCUCCUCCGCCACCGCCUCCGCCCCCACCUCUUCCCAAUGCGUCCUUUCUUGGCGUUGCUCCUCCCCCGCCUCCCCCGCCUCCCCCGCCUCCCCCGCCUCCCCCUCCGCCGCCCCCACCUGGCCCUUCUAACCCUAGACACUCCGGCAUGCCUCCUCCACCGCCCCCGCCGCCUCCGCCACCAGGACUUCCCCGAGCUGGCCCUUCAAGUAUGCCUCCCCCACCGCCUCCGGCCCCUUCAUUCCCAGGCAGACCUGCUCAACACGCUCCUCAGCCUCAGCCACCGCAGCAUCAGAAACUCAAGCCGUUCUUCUGGUCUAAGAUGAACGGACCAGCGGUGAAGGAUACGAUUUGGACACAUAUUUCUCCAAACUAUGACUUUGAUGUGGAUGUGGAUGAGAUGUUGGAGGUGUUUGCGGUACAUCCGGCGACAGAGAAGGUGGAGAAGAAGAAGCCAGCGGUCGUUUCGAUACUGGAUAUCACACGCUCGAAUAACAUUGGCAUCAUGCUGAAGAGGCUGAGGCUGUCUCCUGCGCAGAUACGGCAAGCCAUACUGGAAGUGGAUGACGAAGUUUUGGAUGCCGAUGACUUGGCUCUGGUCAGCAGGAUGUUACCUACAAAAGAAGAGACCGAAAGGCUGCAAAUGUUUAACGGCAGUGUCUCGAAGCUGUCUAAAGCGGAUCAAUACUUUAUUGAACUGAGCAAAAUUCCCCAUCUCCAACUUCGGCUUGAAUCACUCGUUUUUAUCCGCCGUUUUGAACUCAGCAUAGCCGAAAUACUGCCAGACUUGAUGAUUUUGCGCCAAGCUGCCAAUCAGUUGAACGAGAGUCAACGGUUCAGAGAAGUGUUGCGGAUCGUAUUGGCUCUGGGGAACAGGUUGAAUAGGGGUACGUUCAGAGGGAAUGCGGCGGGCUUUAGAAUUGAAGAUCUUUUGAAGAUGAAGGACACGAGAACGUCGAAAGGUCCGGAUUGCCCUACAAUGCUUCAUUACCUCGCCAAGGUGCUGCUCAACACUAAUGCCAAAUUGAUCUUGUUUGCCGAAGAGACUCCAGCUGUAGAGCCAGCCGCACGUCUGAACUUGACCGACCUUGCCUCCAAUAUUGUUUCCUUGAUGUCCUCGGUCCGCCAAGCCACCACCACCCUGACUCUACUCCAGUCGUCAGAGCCUCUUCACACUCUCUUGACCGAAUUCCUCGGCAAAGCUAAACCGCAAUCCGCCAACUUGCAAAAGAUCCACCACCAAGUCCUCUCUGAACUCCACCAUCUCCUCCGAUACUUUGGCUACAAGACAUCCUCUGCCAACCCUUUCCCCCAAUCUGUGGACGCAGACAAGGGAGGCAAAAGAGAUGAAGGUCAAGGGGCCGAAGAGUUCUUUGGGAUGAUUUCGAGUUUUGGGAGGGCGUUGGAGAAGGCUGGGGCGGAGAUGAGUGCGCAUAUGAUCAAGGCGAAUAUGACGGGGUCUACCAUCGCUUCGACUUCAACGGUCGUAUCGAGCCCUGCACCUGCGCCUAGACAGCGGUCGAACGAACCAGCGCCGUCGAGCUUCAACAAUCCCUUCUUGCAGCCCAAUCGGGCAGACCAGUCGUCAGCGCGCAAGCUCUCUGCUCGCAAUACGCUAUCUCGGGGCGAGCUUGAUGAGACAAUCAAGACGAUUCGUGGUGGUGUUGGGAGGAGGGAGAGGCAGGAGAUGUCGGGAGGUGGGACAAUGGGCGUGAUGGGGAGGAAGACAGUGAAUCGGGGCACGAUUGGAGGGACGCUUGCAAGGAGGACGGGCGAGAAGCGGAGGGAUAGUGGAAAGAAGGGUGGGGGCGAAGAGCGGACGAGGUUGAGUCGGCUGUUUGUCCAUGAUUCGACAGGGCAGGGUGCUUGA
Messenger RNA from Cryptococcus wingfieldii CBS 7118, 4923 nucleotides. RefSeq lists its product as hypothetical. The coding region runs from base 1 to 4923 and encodes 1640 amino acids. NCBI's taxonomy places the organism in Eukaryota, Fungi, Basidiomycota, Tremellomycetes, Tremellales, Cryptococcaceae. The transcript is spliced from 14 exons. The record is from RefSeq and is a predicted model, not a curated record. Gene Ontology annotation, molecular function: small GTPase binding; actin binding. Gene Ontology annotation, biological process: actin cytoskeleton organization.